Molecule: messenger RNA, 39072 nt
Organism: Pelobates cultripes (western spadefoot toad)
Lineage: Eukaryota; Metazoa; Chordata; Amphibia; Anura; Pelobatidae
Source: the annotation of a GenBank genome assembly
CGGCUGUGAAGAUACGUGGCGGAAGUAAGGAGUUCUUCCUGGGUGAGAGCCGGUAAGAUGGCGGCGGACACGCAGGUUAGUGUGGCAGCAUUGGCGAUAAUGGAGCUAUCGACAGAUUGGCUUGUUAGCGUGUGAUCCAUACCAGAUAAUGCUGCACACUGUGAUUGGGUGCAUGUACAUGUAUUUAUAUAUACACACCCGAGAGAUGAGAGUGGUGUAAUGGGAUAGCAGGUCUGAUUAUGGAGAUGCCGGGUGGGCUGAUCAGAUAUAUGGAGGUGGGAGGACCGAUGCUUGAGUUUUUCCUGGUUACUGACUGGUUUAAUGUGCAGUUGAGCGAUACAUGAAAAGUGCUGCCUUGGAGUAUUCCCCAUGGUUGUACUGCCAGAUGAUUUAUAUAUUAGGAAAUCUACAUUCUGCACGGCAGCACUUUUCAUGAACUGGCCUGUAUGUAGAACAGGCUCUAUAAAAAGAAAUAUAGUGAUUAUGGAAAUCCUUCUAAGUGAGAUUAUAGUUAGAGGACCACUCUAAGAACCAUUAACACUACAGCGUUUUCGGCAAUAAAGCCAGGUUAAAAACACACAAUGGGUCAGCGCUUAAUAACAGAAAAUAGUGGAGAAUAAGGCAGCAACCCUAAGAAGGUGAUCCCUCAGAACCUUUCAAAAUAAUAUACAGAGAAAGAAAACAAACAGGGAAGGGCUGGGCCCAAAAAAAUAGUACUUAAAGGACCACUAUAGGCACCCAGACCACUUCAGCUUAAUGAAGUGGUCUGGGUGCCUGGUCCAGCUAGGUUUAACCCUUUUUGCUGUAAACAUAGCAGUUUCAGAAAAACUGCUAUGUUUACCUAUGGGUUAAUCCAGUCUCUAGUGGCUCUCAUUGACAGCCGCUAGAGGCUCUUCCGUACUUCUCACUGUGAUUUUCACAGUGAGAAGACGCCAGCGUCCAUAGGAAAGCAUUGAGAAUGCUUUCCUAUGAGACUGGUUGAAUGCGCGUGCGGCUCUUGCCGCGCAUGCACAUUCAGCCGAUGACGGAAGAAGAGGGAGGAGAGUCCCAGCACCAAGGGAGCUCGGCGCUGGAAAAAAGGUAAGGGAUUAACCCCUUCCUCCCCCCCUUCAGCGAGUAUGUUUUCCUAGCACUAUAGUGGUCCUUUAACCCCUUAAGGACACAUGAUAUAUGUGAAAUGUCAUGAUUCCCUUUUAUUCCAGAAGUUUGGUCCUUAAGGGGGUUUAAGUUUCUUUCCAACAGUGCAAAUUGUCAUUGAAGGUAUCUUGUGCAGCUGUGGUUUCUGAGUUCUUUAUACAUGGGGGAUGUGGAAGGUCUGAGUGUCUUCAGACUCCGUAUGUGGAUAAAGAGAAGACAAAGCAACCUAAUAGUGCAAAAUGUCAGGGCUUGACAGACAACACGUAAAUAAUAAAGAUAUUGCACUCACAUGUAAGUCUAUGACCAGCUCUAGUGUAUAUCGCAUAUAGUGGUAUAAUCCCCACUUAUGGGAUAUGAUGAUGAUAUUUCACAGCAGUUGGUUGUCUAGGUGCUCAGAAAAGAAAUAAAAAAAUAGCCACAAAUAGUGCUCUCAGUAAUAUAAUAAAAGGUAUAUAAAAUAAGCAGCAUUGUACUCACAAGUGUAGAGCAGACCCACUGCUCUAUGAUGAUGGCGUUGGUGGUAUGAUCCCCACCCGGGACAUUCUUGAGAGUAGGACUGAUAAAAAAUAGUUGAUAAAAUAGACAAAAUGCCAGGAAGUAUUAAUAGGUUAUUGAAAUAAAGAGGUAAUGGCACAAUAAAUUAUUGUGAAACCAAAAUCCUUUAUUCAAUUAAAAAAAAAUCUAAAAAGUAAUGUCCAUAACGAGUUUCACCAUUUAGGCUUUCUCAAAUGGAAUGAAAAAGCCAAGCAAGACAGUUUUUUUACAAUUCUGGCUUAAAAUAUGCAGAUCCAUGGAUAAAUUCUUGAAAAAUUAAUUUAGCAAAUAAUUCUGGCAGUAUCAUAUUUUGUAUUCACAUACUUUCUUGGUAUGGAUGAAGCUGCUUAUCUAAUGAAUAAGUUACACUAUAUUAUUUUCACAUUUUACCCAAACAAUUUUAUCUUCUUUAUUAUAAUUAUAGUAAAUAUUUUGCAGUUAAAGGAGCGCACAAAGCGAUAAAGCACUUUAGCUUGCUGAAGUUGUUUUAAGUGUGAAUCAUGUAUCCUCUAUUUUUAAUUUUACAAAAAGUGCAAAUUACACUUGUUACACCCUCCUAGCUAUCAGACAACCUGUCUUCCAUUUCCUGACAGUUUAGCUCAGUGAAGCUAAACUCAAGAAGAAAAUUGCCCAGUGCACCUGCCUUGCAAAGACUUCUCAUUGAGCGGCAUUGGGAAGUGAUUUGGGCAGCCACAGAUAGUCUGGCCUGAGGAAGAAGUAUAGAGAUUGCAAAAUCUGCAGACAGCAGAUGUAAAUGUUAGAUAUACCCCCAAUUAAAAAAUGCAGUAAUAAAUACAUGCAUUUGUUUUUAUUGAGGAUAUAUCUACUAAAUUUAAACAAAAAAACAUUCAAAUGGAGUGUCCCUUUAUCACUUAAAGGAACACUCCAACAUUUCAAUUAAUUAGUUUUUAGUAUUAGAAUGGUCGUGCUUCGAUUACUGACCCGCAAAUUUAUUUUAAAAGUAAAAUUUUGCUCAAAAACAACUUUUGUGGGGCGGAGUUUAACCAUGGAGCCGAAUGGACGCCAUUCUCCACGGCUCCCCAGCAUUAACAGCCAAUCCUCCAAAUAUCACAGGGACAGAGGACCAUGGACCCGUGAGACCCACGGCAUCAGGGCUCAAAGGAUUAUCCACCGAUGCCCUUUUUGUAUGCACAAACAAGCAUUUAAAAACGCUGCAAAUAUCUGGCCCAACUCGCCCUCCCGCCAGUGUCGCAACUUCCCGCGACGUUCUUCCCGGGCCUAGAAGACUGGUCCCAACAGCCAGCUGACCACCAGCGCCUCCUCCUAGCAACAACAUGGGGAUACGUUCGCAAAAGUCACAACAAGGUACACCCAGGGACUCCCGAGAAAUAGGUGCCCUACUGCAACGCACCGCAAGCCACAAGAUGGUGGACGAACAGGACCCUGAGACUAGCUCCACAUGCUCAGAACAGCUGUCAGAGGGACACAGAACAGACCGGCGAUCAGAGUCCCCCAGCAACCCACAAGCAGAAGGGGAUGACUCAGCCCCAGCCACCAAAAAGGAUAUCAGGCACCUACUGCAAGAAAUGAAGCAUAUGUUUGAUGCUGACAUAAACCUGGUGAGAACAAUAACGCAGGCAGUGACAGCACGGUACAGGCCUCUGAAGAGGACAUAUUAGACCUCAGACAAGAGGUGAAAAGCAUGGGGGACACCCUGUGACACUUAGUCUGCAAACACAGCAUUCCAAAACACGCUAGAUGCCAUGGAAGACCGCAGCAGGUACACGCAUUUCAAAAUUCGGGGAAUCCCUGAUAUAGUAAGAAUUGCCAUAGUUCCUGAGGAGACUCCUGCCGCACACUCAAGCCAAAAAGCUGGAAUUAAACCGUCACUUUCACAUAAAUAAGGCCAAAAGGGCACCCACAACGGCUCCAAGGGACGUCCUAAUGCGUUGCCGCUCCAUGUCAGACAAACACCACAUACUAGCAUCGGUAAGAGGCAAGACACCACUGGACUUUAAGUAUUCACAAAUCACCUUUUUUCCAAGACAUCACUCCAAACACCCUACCCUGGAGAAAGUCCUUUGGCAAAGUGACGGCAUGACUUCAGAAAGAGAAAGUGGAAUAUAGAUGGCUGUUGCCGAGAACAUUGGCAGUUAUCAGCGGAGAAGAUGUCCUAAAACUCACCACUGUCGGAGGCCCCUGCCUGCCUCCAAAAAUUAGGACCAUCACUGAGCACCCCAACGCAUGGGAUUCAGAGAGAACCGUUCCAUUCUUCCCCAGGAGUGGCAGGAGGCGGUGACCUGAACACCUCCCAAAAUGCAUAUUACUAGUUUCCAUGUUCUCCUGUUUUCUCAUCUAAGUUCACCCUACUGUUCUCUAUACACUCUAAGUUUAGUUACUGCCCCCCCAUCCCCUCCUGUGACCCCCUUAGGUUAGGGGUCGACACUACCCACCAAUCCAAAUACCGCACACCCGAGACACAACCUCUGCUUAGGCUCUGAUAGAAGCCCUAGGCUUACACAGGGGCACAAACACCAACUUAUAACGUGAUAAAAGACAAAACUAACCUACCACUUUAUGCCCCCUACCCAAGCUACAGAGGAUUGUGACACCCAAUCACUCGUAAGAACAUAACACAGACCAUGCAUUCGCCUUACUUAAUUACACCCUGAUUCCCUUAUGGGUACCAAUAGCAUGGGCACACUCACCUCACUUUAAAAAAAAAAAAUGCAUAUUCACUUCUACUGUUUUAUUCCCGACUGCACAAAUACAUUCUAUUUCCUUCGACUAUUGAGCAUUCCGCCUAGCAGCGGGACAAUAACAAUAUGCUUGUUGCCUAUUAGUUUCUACCUAUAUACACAUUUACAACAUGUUUACUAGCUAAGAUCUAUGUUUCUGUAAAUGCCUCUUAAUGACUUGACUGUGCAGUUGUGGCAUCACAAGUUUGCUUGUUUCAAUCUAAAUGCACUGAAAAAAAAAAGGAAAAAAAACCAAAAUACUUUUAUACCAGAUCUGGGUCAGUCUCCUCAAAGGAGUUGUUCUGCUACCAGGGAAGUCAUUAUUUACGAUGACUUUUGUCCUGUCCAUUGACAUGCAUUGUAAACACAGGGCCCAUGUGGAGCCAUUUCUACACUUACAUCUCACUGUCAGUCAAAUGCUUCUCAUAGAGAGGCAUUAACUCAAACUUAUCUUUGAGAGGCAUUAGAUGUGUUCAGUGUCAUUAUGCUGUGCGAGAUCCUUAUGGACAGGAAGGGAGACUGUUAUCAUGGACAGUCUACCAUGGUUAGAUCGGAGCAGCAAUGAGGAAGGACUCACUAGUUGGGGGGAAAAAAAGGCAUGUAAACGUUACUUUUAGGUUAGGGGAGUUGUGCCCAACAUUGGUAGGGUUAAAGGAACACUCCAAACAUUAGAACUGAAUAUUGGCUUUUAAUGUUCCUUUAAUUCUCCUAGCUAUAUUUUUUAUCAUAGAUCUUUAAAGUAAACUGACUUUUAGACUGACAUUGGCUUUAUGGGAUUCAUAUUAAACAUCUAUUGCUAUGAACGAACAUUGUUGUUCUUGUCUGUCACAUGCAUUACUCAGGUGUAAAUGGUCAUGUUUGAUGAUAAAUACCCUGGUAGUGUCUCUUGUAUUAACUCAACACCUUUUUUAGUUCUUUUUAUUUUGUUGAAACAUUUGUCACUAUAACUAUUUACCUUUUUGUGUAUUAUUUCCAUACUGUUUUAUCUAACCUUUAAGCUUCAUUUAACUUUUUUGUGUUAAUAAUAGACUUUCCAUUCAUUGCAGAUGUUACCUAAGUCUAUAACGAUAGAGAGAUAUGUGUGUGUGUCUGCCUAUGUGUAUACAUAUAUAUAUGUGUUUUGCUUUAUUUAAACUAGCAAAAGUUUGUUUUGGGCGGUCCUUUUGAAUAAAGGUGCGUUUUAAUCCACACUCAGACAAAUUGAUUGCCCUUGAUUUAAAUUCUAGACAAUGGAUUCAAAUAGAUCAAAAUCAUUUGAUUCAGACAAAUUGUCUGAACAAACCUUUGCACAGGUCUAACUGAAACUGUUCUUUUCAAUUAGGCACAGGAUGCUUUGAAGAAAUUUGCAGCAAAAGUCACAACAGCCAGUGUGAAGGAACGCAGACAAAUCCUCAAUGAGCUGAAAUCCUGCAUCACAGGAAAAGGUGGGAUUAAUUAAUCAAAUCUGAAUAUAGAAAUCAUGUAGAUUAUUGGUUAAGGUGUUAUUUUCCAUUCUUAUUUAUGAACAUAUUAUUAUUAUUAUUAUUAUAAUUAUUAUUAACAUAUGGCAAGCCAUGUACAAGUUAUGGUUUAUAUAAGUAUAGUAUAAUUUUCUUGGCUGCUGUCUUUGAGACCCAUACUGUGUAAUAAUAUUCGGCUUUAAAAUACAAGAUGUUUGCAAACAGUGUAAUAGUUAAGGUUCACUCUAAACAUUAUCACAGCUUUGCAUUAUUGGAAGUAUUUAUAAUUACCGUGCACCCUGCAGCUAGUCUUCAGCUCUGAGAGUGGCUUAGAUCUGCAGUAAUUUGAAAAAAGCCUCAUAGAGCUGUCAAUAAGGCAACCCAGAGCAAGAAUUCUGAGCUGUCUAUAUCAAUUGUUUAUUUUUUUGGUGUGCAGUGCUUGCAUACUGUACUCAAAACUUAGACUGCCCACGUUUACAGUCUGCUCAACUCACAGCUUAACAGAGCCUGAUUCACUAAACAAUGAACUGUGCUAUGCUAUCCAUUUAACUGAGCCUUUCUAGUCAUGUGAUGAGUAGAACUGCUCUUUGGGUAUAAAUUACUUAACCCAUAAACUAUUACUGGGCAAGGAUGUAUGUGCUAAUAUCAGGCCCCAUAGAACAGAAUCGGAGACUCAUGACUUGCUGGAAGACCAACAAAACUUUGGAACUUUUAAGGUGGGAACGAGAAUUAUUUGUUGUCUUUAUCAGUUGUGUCCUAGUUUGCAUGUGGCAUCUGUUUGCUACGUGUUAGGCGGAGUUCCACUUAUCACAUGACUGUGGCUAAACAGUGAACUGGGGUCUGUGUCUAAUAAUAGCAGCUAUUAUUAGACACAUAGUCAAGCUCAUCUCAUUCUAUGUGUGGAACUGCUCUUUGGGGUAAAAUACUUAUCACCUAAAUCCAUUCUCUAAGAUCCAAAUCCAUAAAUCAGAAUGAGAUACUCCUGAUUUGGUUGCAGACCCACCAAAUACUGAUUUAGCCUGGAACUUCUAAAGUGACUUAUCUGUAUUUUUUUCUAAAAAAAUUUUUUAUGCAGUAUGUAUAUAGUGCUUAAUAGGGGGUUCAAUUUAUUUUACAUUUUCUUUAAAUAAAAUCCUUAUUAUUAAAAAUGGCAAUUAUGUACAAAUGUUUUCUUUUUAAGAAAGGUGUAAUGUGGCAAAAUUCAAGUUUAAUAUGCUUUCAAUCAAGUUCUCCACGACAGAACUACUUGGCGGUGACUCCUGACAUUUUCCUUUUGGGUCCAACCACAUCUUCUCUUAAUACUAUUGUUUCAUUGUGUAUCCUUUCUACCAUUGAUCGGUGCACUCAAAACAUUCCAAUAUAUAAUCUUUAUUAAAUUAUCUUUAUUUGAUUUAUAAAAGACUUAAAAAAUACAGGAAAGGGAGUAUAACAAUCCUCCCAAAAACAUACAAUUACAAAACAGAAGUAUAUCUUUUACUUUUAUACAGAAAUCUGCAUUGACCUUCCAAAUACAUUUGACAACACAGGAAAUAAACAAACAAGACCGGACAAACAUUAUUGGUCAUUCUCCAUCCCAGCAUAAUACUAGGUCAGAGAGCUCACCACUUACUACCAAACCCCCCCUCCCAAAAAAGAGAUAAGCUCGGUGCCAAAAAUACAUUCAAGUGACUAAACAGUAAUAUAUAGACCUAAAACCCUAUGCAAUCAGAAUAUCCGUGUCAGGGAUCAUCUUUGGAUGUUAGAUCCAUUAAUUCUCAACACUUAAAACCUGUUAGUCCUUUCUUGAAGGGUGAUAUAUAGUUCCAAUAUUCUAUGAUUAGAAAUUAAAUUCAUAGAAUAUACACCGUUUUCCAUCUCUAACUGGUAUAACACUUGGGUUUUUAGUUGGUCCUUAGUAGGAACCUCUAUAUACGUCUCCAGUGUCUAGCAAUUAGGAUCUUAGUUGCGAAUAAACAAUGAGUAAGAGCCAUAUCAGUUUCUUGAUUCGUAUCUGGUCAUAUUAUAUGUAAUAGAGCUAACUCUGCCUUUUGUUCGAAGCGUUUGUCCGCUAAUAAAUAAGAUUAAAGGUCAAAUUCCACAAGGAUUUAAUUCUGGGGCAGGACCACCAAAUGUGUAGCAACGAUCCGUCUGGAUGAAAACAGCGCCAACAAUUAGGCGGAUUAGUCUGAUAAAUUUUUGCUAGUCGUACAGGGACCAUAUACCAUCUGUAUGCAAUUUUAAUAAAAGUUUCCAAAAUAUUCAAACAAUGGAUAUAUUUUUUUUUUUUGUCCUCAAAAAAGACUUACACCAAAUAUCCAAUGGUAUAUUUAUCGCUAAUUCAGCUUCCCAUUUUAUUAGUAAUUCAUGUGUAUGGUUUCUUUUGCUUUCCAGAGCUUCCAGAACCAGCAGUAAAAGGUCUCUGCAAGUUAUUCUGUUUAACAUUGCAUCGUUAUCGGUGAGUACCCAGACAUUCCUGUAAAACUUUGCUCUUGGAUCCAGUUAUUUCACCAGUGUUAUUUGAAUGCUUUUCUACAGAGAUGCAGCGUCCCGCAGAGCUCUUCAGUCUGUUCUCCAGCAACUGGUGGAAUCUCAGCCAGAUGUUACUGCUAAGAAUUUGUUGCAGUCAUUACAGUCUUUUGGUGUUGGGACAAAAAACGUAGAGCCCAGGUAAAUUACAGACUGAGGGGAUCAAUCGGAAGAUUGUUUUGGUUGAUUUUAGUUAUUCAUAAUUCAUUUUUAUUUGAUCUAUUUGCAGUAAGUGCAGUGGUUCCGCUGCAGCACUAGCCUUAUCUUGGACGUGUGUUGUAACAAGAGUUGUAUUUUCAACGCCAGACAAACGGCAAGGGGAAACAUGGAAGAAGUUGGUACGUGUUUUGGGUGCAUUUCAUUCAUCUUUUUUAGUUAAAAAAACAUGCAUCGCUAAUUAAAAAAAUAAAUACAAUUUAAACCAGCAAGGAAACAAUUUUAAACAAAUAUACAAUCCAAAAUAAGCAAGAAAAUCGUUAAAAAGCAUAUAACACACAUUUACAAACUUGGUCAAAUGCAUUGAUGGUCAUACCUCAGCAACAUCCCCACCCCCCCCAAACACAACAGGGAGAGCUAAAACUAGGAACUUGCUCUGAUCAGAUUUUCUCGUCUGCAUGUUACAAAGAGAUUUAUGUGACUGUCAGGCAUAACACUUUUUUUUUUUAGUAUUCAUAUGGAUAGGACACUGGUUAGAUCAAAGUCCCUAGUGAAGUGGGUGUAGAAUGCACAAGAAAGAAGCAGGUAAAUAUGAAUACAAAUCAUAUUUACCUGCUUUUUCAGCCUGCAAAGUGAGGCAACUGUCUCAUUCAAAGCAAAAGAUUUUGGAUGAGACAGUUGUCUCAAAGUGAUGCAUGUCCCUUAAAAUAGUCUGUAUGUUAUGUAUACUGUAUGCUAUGUAUACUUAAUACAUGCUCUGUAUGUCUAUUUUCCAUCCCUGGUUUUGAAAUUUCCUCUCAGCUCUGUAUCUUUCGUCAUCCCCUUCAGUUGACAAAGCUGGCUAUUCAUUAAUUUCUCUUAUUAGGUGGAGUGUCAGUCUUUCCUUCUGAUGGAGAUAUUAGGAGGAUCACACAGGCAUGCUGUGCUUGGGUCUUCGAAGAAGAUGACUUCACUGUGGAAAGAGGUAUGUAAAAUCUUGUCUACCUGGAGACAGGCAAUUUUGUUUCUCCCUCCUUACCUCCCCAGAAAUAUGGGUUUUAAAUGUAACUUCCUUCCUCCCCUCCCUCCCAAGAAAUGUGAGUUAUAAAUGUACAAAUAAAGGUUACUGUCUGUGCUCAUUUGCAUGAUCAGCAUGGAAUUCUGGGAGGGUUGUGGAAAUGCAGUCUUUCUUCCUUUCUUUUUUUCUCUCCCUCUCCUAUAAUGACCGUGUUUUGUUGUCUACAGAAUCCUGGUCUUGUGGAACAAUACCUGGACACCAUAUUUAGCCUGGAGUCAAGCCAGGCAUUUGCUGGUAUGCUUGGCCUCUCUGUGCAGUUUUGCACAAAACACAGAUAUGUGGAAAUGCUCAACACAUACAAGGUAUGUUUAUGGAGUGUCCCAUGAUGUUUAUACAUGAAAUUUGUUCAUUAAAUUGGUAAUCUACUUUUACUGUUUAUUGUAUACUGUGAGCUUUUUCCUUUCAGAACAACCUUCUUGAAUUCUAUGUGAAGAAUGUGCUCAUGAGUAAAGGAAAACCUCAGAAAUACCUACUGGUGAGUAUCAUGCCGCGGUCUGAGUCAAUGUUUUGAUUGGUCUGACAAAUGAAAGUACACUAAUAUAUUCUUUGAUUUUAGGAGAGUUGUAUCCCACUGAUACAACAUUUUUCCCAUUCAGAGUUUAAGGAUCAGAUUUUACCCGUGUUGCAAAAAUCUCUUCUCCGCAGCCCAGAAAAUGUGAUUGAAAGUAAGUGCUCCAACAGCUAAUGUUUAGAAUAUUUGAAUGUUAUUUAUUUGGUGUAAGAUAAAAGCUAGUGCUUGCCUGAUAGUCAAAUAGCACAACACUCCCUUUAAUAGAACUGAGAUGUUGCACUACAGUCAAGAUUAUUAUCUAUCGUGUAUAUUGCUGGGAAUUUAAGUGAAUUUCAUAUUUCGGCCAAACGAGACAAGUUGAAAAAAUAAAUAAAAUUCAAAUCUCACUUUUUUUUUGUUUUCCGUUUAGCUGUUUUGGCCUAAAAAUUCACUUUGCAUUUCAGACAAUCCACAUUUUAGUGCAAACAAGCCUGUAUGGAGUCAUCGUCAUUAAAAUGCAGAUAUAAGUCAUGAUUGGCUAAACUUAUUUAUAUGGAAUAAUUAUUCAUGCUUUUGUUUUUCAGCAAUUUCAUCUCUGUUUGCCUCUGUAACACUUGAUCUAAGCCAGUACGCCCUUGACCUUGGAAAAGGUCUUGCAGGUAUAUACGCAUCAUGUGAUGGAACGUGUUAGGCAUAGUUUGUAAAAUAUUUUUUUUUUUUUUUUUUUUUUUAAAUUUAUGAAUUUUAACUUGAAUAUUUUAGGGACUUUUUUGUUUUAUUGGUACUCCCUUUAGUGGAACUUAACUCUAGAUUUAUUAUAGUUCUUCUUGUAUCCAAUGAUGAUUUUAUUUCCUCUGUGGAGUACUAAUAAUUGCAUUUUAAUUCUCUAUUUAUUUGAAGGUCAGCUAAAAUCAAACAACUCAAACCUUAUGGAUGGAGCUGUAGUUGCUUUGCAGAACCUGGCACAUCAAUGUAGUGACUCAACUGCAGUUGAGGCACUUGGUAAACACUUGCUUGCCAUCUUAGGAGGUAAGGUACCAAUGCAGCUUUGAGAAAAUUGAUGAGCUGUUGUAGUUGGAGCAUAAUAGUAAUAAUUCUUUUCAUUUUAGGUUCAGAGGGCAAACUGACAGCUGUGGCUCAGAAAAUGAGUGUCCUCUCCGGUAAGAUUGCUAAUGCUGUGAAUCUAAAUGUAGGCAGCUAGUUAAAGUGGCUCUGUCUCCUGGUGUCUUUGAAUAUUUUGCAAAGACCCCUGAUGGUGACUUUGCCUCUUGCAGUGUGGUGGCCGCAGGGUGCAUAGAAAGGCGAGUCUUACCUACUUGAACCAAUCCCUCAUGGCUACCUCAAUCCUCUUCAGCUCCUGGUGAUAUUUCUUCCCCGAACCAACGUUAUUGCUAUACUCUUGUGCAUGUACGAGAAGGCACCAAUAUCUAUUGAGACGACUGAGGUAGCCUCCAUAGACAAAGCCUUUUUCUCCUCAGACUUCACUAGUGAUAGUGCAGGACAUGACAGUGGUAGCUCCUCCUUGUCAAGCGUAGGAAAAAUACAUGAAACGUGUUAUCUUCUGACUGAAACCGAAUUUGAUUGAAAUUGCAACACAGUCAAUAUGAGUAUUUCAGUCAUUUUAUCUUUAUGAUUUUAUCUUAAUAAAUGUCAGUGUUUUUAAGUAACUUCUCUUCACUUACUGUAACAAGCAACUGCCAUAACUUGGAAGACCCAUGGAAAUAUAUAUUCCACACUUGUAUUCAUAAUAUAUAUUGUCUGAUAAUUUUCACAAUAAUUGUUUAAUAUUUUCUAUAUUGCCGCUCAUAUUCAAAAGAUCAGUCUGUUAUCUCCUUGCUUUGUUUUUUACAAUCUUUUUUUCUUCUUCCUCCUCCUUUUCAGGCAUUGGUAGUCUUAGUCACCAUGCUGUUUCUGGAAGUUCCAGCCAAGAGCUCAGUAGGAUAAUUUCAGAAAUGUUUAUUCCUUUCCUUCAGCAGGAAGGUAAGAACAUUUAAGAUGUGAACUGUUUAACCAACACACAUUAGUGUGUCCUUCGGAUGUCUGUGUUGAUAUGCACAAAACAUUUAAGUACAUAAGAACAAAACAGAUCUAAAGCUGUUUGCUGUUUUUUUUAUAGUUUACUGUGGAGAUUAACUAUAGUGGAAAAAAUAUGCACUAUAAGGUUAGCUCAAAAUGAAAGUUAUUACCUGGUGCUUAGUCAGUCAUAAGGAUACACAUUUUCCAAAGGAAGAUAACACUCUACGUAGAUUUAAUUUUUUUUUUAUUUUUUUUUUUAAAUGUGACGUUUGCGACUGAUAAACGUUUCAACAUCACAUAAAAGCUUUCAUCAGGACCAGGUCCUGAAGAAAGUAUGCACUGUCAAACUGAAACGGUGUCUAAAUAAACAGCCAUUUGUGUUCUUUACCAAGAAGUCCAGUGCACAAGGUUUUUGUGUGUGUGUGUAUAUAUAUUAUAUGAUCUAAAAAUAUAGUGGGGAUAGCUAUAAUUUAAAUACCUUAGGGUCGUUUUCCUGGCACUAUAUGGUCUUUAGGUCCCCCCCCCACCCUCAGGGUCCCACUCCUGCCAGGCGGGGGAAGACGGGAUUAAUCCCUUACCUUUCUCUAGCGCCGGGGACUCUCCUCCCUCUUCAACCACAUGCGCGGCAAGAGCCGCGCGUGUAUUCAGUCAGUCCAUAGGAAAGCAUUCUCAAUGCUUUCCUAUGGACCCUGGCGUCUUCUCACUGUGAAAAUCACAGUGAGAAGCGCGGAAGUGCCUCUAGCGGCUGUCAAUGAGACAGCCACUAGAGGCUGGAUUAACCCAUAUGUAAACAUAGCAGUUUCUCUGAAACUGCUAUGUUUACAGCUGCAGGGUUAACCCUAGAUGGACCUGGCACCCAGACCACUUCAUUGAGUUGAAGUGGUCUGGGUGCCUAUAGUGGUCCUUUAAUGUUAUGUGCAGGUUUUUGUGCUGCUUUAGAUUUAUUGAACUUUUAUGCAAUGCAUUUUUUACUUAUUUUUUUUUUUCCUUUCUAUAUAUCUAAGUUCAUGAAGGAACUCUAAUACAUGCUGUGUCGGUGCUUGCUCUGUGGUGUCAAAGGUUUACAACUGAGGUCCCCAAGAAGCUAAUAGAAUGGUUUCAAAAAGCCUUUGUUCUAAAGACUAGCACAUCUGGAGUAAGACAUUCCUAUUUGCAGUGUAUGCUGGUGACAUUCAAAGGUAAGUUCAUUUAUUUGCAUUGGCUAAUUAAAUGAUGACCUGGUUUGCAUAAAUAUCUACCUAGUAUAGUAGUGCUUUUUUCUUUUUUUUGCCUUAUGUCGUGUGAGGAGGUAAACAUAUGCAGAACAAGUAUCUAUCUAUCUACAUACACACACUCACCAGAAAUAGCCUUUUGUAUGUACCACCAAGGCAAACCUUUCCUAUUGCUGCUAAUAAUCUCAAGUAAAAUAUUAUACUAAAGAAUUAAGUUAUUUAAUGUGAACUAUAAUGUUCGUUAAUAGUUACCUUUUUAAUGUAAAAAGUUGAGACCUGCCUUUGGUAUAUCUAUUCUCUGUACAACAUCUGUUUUUGUUCCAUAGGUGAUACACUACUGCAGGCUUUAGCGUUAUUACCCACACUCAUUCAAACUGUGGAGAAGACCACAUCACAAACAACACAAAUAUUUAUGUUGGCAGAAGCUCUGGCAGCCGCUGUUCUGAUAUGCAGAAUUUCAGUAGCAGAACCUCAAACUGGUAAGUGUCUAAACAAGUGCAUUGUGGGACAUGCUGACCAUUCUAUUUCAUUCUAUUUCCAUUGUUUAUCACAUUUUCCCUCCUUGUUUUUUAAAAGUUUAUUACAUUUAAUGAAACUUCGGGAUAAAUAAAAUUUAAAAAAUGUGUGUGUAUUGUUUUAUUUUUAUUUUUUAAAUAGCUGAGCAGCCAUGUUGGGCCAGACUUUUCUGUUUUCUGGCCAACUACUGCUCAGCCUGACUUGUCUGUUUCUGUAAUUUCUGUGUGUUAUCCUGCAGCCACAGGCAAGUCCGGUUCAAUAACAUUGGAGUCUGACACAACAUGGCUGAUCAGCUAGAUGAAAAAAAAUAUAUUUUUUAUAUAUAUAUAUAUAUAUAAUUUAAAAACAUAUUACAUUUCAUUAACUAUAAUAAACAUUUAAAAACAAGAAGUGAAAAUUUGAUGGGACACUCUGGGCACUAAAACAACUAUUAGUGUGAUUGAAGUUUUAGUCUCUUUAACAUGCUGUUAGUUUUGUGUGAAUAAAUAUGGUUACCUUUUGCAAAAAUAAAGUCAACUUUGGCAGGUUUCUGUACUAUAAACCUGCGUCUGUGGCCCCGCUCCCCAUUAUAACAUUCAUUCUGGCUUAGCCCAGUAUCUACGUAGCUCAGCCACUGACAACAUGGAGUAGUGAUUUGAGCUGCAGACCAGAAACUGGCAUGGCAAGGAGAGGACAGAUGGCAGGCAUUCUGUACCUAUAUCUCUACAUGUCUGCUCUUCUGUUUACCUUUCAUUACCAUCUUUUUACAACUCAUUGAAUUCUUUGUAUGUGUGCGCACCAGGUUAUUACCUCUGCUACGUUUUCAUAGCUUCCCUGCCCCUUUCCUGUCUGUCAACUAAUCGUGAUGGUCUGCAGCAGGAGAGAGGAGGUGUGGCCUUGUGAUCCGUGUCUCUGGGGAAGCGGAAGGAGAUGGUUUGUUUCUCCUUAUCUGUGGAGGGGAUUUAGUGAUUACUUGUAUAUGUGUGUUGUUGAGGUAGUCAGUGGGUCCAGUGUGGGUGUACUUGGAUGGGGUAGGUCUUCUGUUGUGCUGGUCUUCCAGCAUUUCCAUUUGCAGUGCAAUGGUACUAAAUUCAAAGUGGAAUGUUGAGUACACUGGGCUGAAAAAUGCCAUUUAGUAUAGGUACAUAAUUUCUAAUACUAACUGGCAUUGCAGUUACAGUUAGUACAAAUAGCAUUGCACACUGAAAUGCCAUUUUAUUGUUAAUGUAAUGUAUUGACAGUAUGAUGUACAUAGUUCUUAUCACCAUGGACUUCAUACUGACUGGUCAUAAACCAGAUUCUAAAAUGGAAGCCAGCUAGGAUUCUCUGGCAAGUCCAGCUUGGCAGAGUAAAAGGUGGAAAGCAAAAGUAUUUAAAAACAAUUUCCACAUUUUUGGAAAUUCAGUCUGUUCUUUUACAGAGAAACUCUUAAUUUGUAUUAUUUAAAGUAAAGGAUUAUGUGUAUUAUAAUCUCUCUAUUAUUUUGGAUUCACUUUAUAUUCAUUACAGGAUAAUGCACGCAGUGGCUAAAUUAAAUGACAUUUUCCCCAUUUCUUUAUUUAACAAAACAAAAAAGCAGUUUUCCUUGAAGUGGUUAUAAAAACUUUUUAAAAAUAAUGUAUUGUUCUGAGUAAAAUAGUAACAUUUGACCAUUUAACAAACAUUUUUACUUUUCAGUGUAAGUAAAUAUUCCAUUUUCUUUUUACUUGUCUUUAUUUCUUGUAGAGGCAAAACUUGGCACCUUCUGGCAAAUACUGGGGGAUGAGAAGAAACAGAUUUUCACCUCAGAGAAAUGUAUUUCUUCAGCUUCAGAAGACUGUAAGUGAGCUCAGAUCCCUAUUCACUAUUGUAACUGUCACUGCCAGCAGGCUCAACAUACUACUGUUUAACUUAACUGGCUGCAUAGAUUGCAUUUGCAGGAGUACUAACUAAGCUCACUGCCUGUGCAAGGAAUCAAGGAUUUUUUUGUCUCUACGAAUAUAAUAUAAACGUUGACUUCUGUGGACAUUUUAAUUAUAACACUGCUUUAACUGCUUUAGACAUUUAAAGUGCAUUUCAUGUUUAAGACCAAAGUUGCUGAUUUUGAAGCACAGCAAAGAAAAAGUUUCUAGCUCAGCUGUUUUAUCUUGAUUUGAAAUUCACUUUGAAUUCUCACAAUGACUCUGUUCAGUGAGGCAGUAGACGAGGUCGUGCACUGUCAGGCAGGCCAGCUAAUUCAUAUUCAGCACACUAACACUAACAAUGUAACCUGUGUGAUUGGUUGAUUCAAAACUGUAAUCUUGUAUGCCUGUUAAACUGAUUAUUGAGAUGGAUAUGGUAAGACGUAUAGCCAGGGACUACAUAGAAUGGCUUAGCUCAGUGGAUAGAACCUGAGCUGCAGUGCCUCAAAGUGGCAAGUUUCAUUCCUGGCAAGUUUAACCCAGCCUCUCAUCCUUUCAGGAUUGAUACAGUGAGUUUCAUUGAGUUGUGUAGUAUCUGGUUCCUUGAAUGUACUUGAAAACUAGUGAAAGUUAAAUAUACAUUUCCUGGUUACAUACUUGAAAUGUUUUGCAAAUCAAUAAUUAUAUUUAGCAGGCAUAGUAAUUGACAAUUGUAACUGUCUAGUGAUCAAACAUGCUGCUGUUCAUUUUAUUUGGAUAAGAUUUGCCUUUGUUUAUUUGUAACUUUGGAAAAUAUACACUUCAAGGUUGAUUGUGGAUUUUUUUUUUAUUUACACAUUCUUGUUGUAAUAUGUAUUUGUUCUCUAGCUCUUUGCAUAUUGCUACAGCUGAUUGAGAGACUCCUCCUUGAUCAUGCGCAUUGGAUACCCGACAGCAAAGCAUUGUAAGUUUAUUUUUUAACCUAAAAAUGCAAACUCUACAAAAAUCUUUUAUAUUGUGACCUUAUUCAAUGUCCAGAUUGCUUAUUGUCUCUGUUAUACAUGUUCUCAUGUAGCCCUUAUUAUCGUGCUCUGGUCAGUAUCCUGCUGAAUCGCUCAUGGAAAGUACGGAAACAGGCCCAGCAGACGGUCAAAAAGCUUCUGGCAUCCCUUGGGGGACCAAAGCUAGUGUAUGGUCUUUUGGCAGAAUUAAAAGUUGUACUGAAUUCAAACAAGGUGAGUUUAUUUGAUUACCAAUUUUCAUGACCAUGUGGUUAAUUUUUUAAGGAUCACACAAUACUUCUCUGGGCACCAACCAAACUCAAGUUCAUUUGAUUGAUUUUGUCCUCUUUUUCAUGCUGUAGUUUUCUCCACAUUAAAAACCUUUAAGAAGCCCAACACUAUCCAUUGGCCAUGUCUUAUCUUUUUAUAAAGCAACUUCUUUAUUGGAUCUAUUAUUGGCUGUACAUACUCUAUAUCUGCCUUACAGAAUUUAAUAUCAGUGGAUACUCCUCAUACGGAGUCUGAAGAAGGGGCAGAAUUAGGGAAGUCUCAUCUAUUUCCACGGUUCCUUCAAGAAGCGUUAUAUGUGCUCAUCUCUUUGCCUGGGUUGGAGGUUGACGUAGUGGAAGCAGAAAAGCUCGCUCUUGAGUUAUUGAUUCUGGCAAAUCAUCCAUCCGUUGGUAAAUAAUGUAUAUAAAAAGCCUUCUAAUACAACUUGGUCACACUUCGCUGUUUGCUUGAUCUUUCAGUCUCUGUCGUUAAACAGGCACUGUAUAUGCUGACCUUUGGGUAGAUCUUUUACAUAAGAUGAAGAUUGAACCAGCUGAAUUCAUUGACAAACACUUUGAUGAUAUUAUUCUUAUAAUCAUGCCACAGGCUGCUGCAGACCAGGUGAUUGCAUGUGAUGUUAACAUAGAUGUGUACAAUAAAUGUCAAAAUUUAAUGGCAUAAAAUAAAAUUUUUACAUUUAUUUUUAAUAAAUUGAAGUUUGCAUUUAUUUGAUUUUCAGUCCUUAUUAUCCCAAUAAAAAUACAUUUUAUUUCUAGGCAUCUCUUAAUGCUGCUGGUUUGCUGUCUCGUCUUUCUCCUGGUAAAGUUCUGCCGCGACUGAUUGGAAUCAUCACUGAAUCCCUGGAAAACCCAGCACUCGGUCUCGUUACUCGUGAAGAAUUUGCCAUAAUGCAAACACCCGAGGGGGAGCUGUAUGAUAAAUCUAUUAUAUUAAGGUGAGAAACUUUGUCAUCGCAUACUAGUGUCCUAUUCUAACCAUAUAUAUUAUAUAAAUAUUAGAGUCUCUGCUUUUUUCUUUUAGUGCUCAACAAGAUAGUUUGAAAAAAGCCAACAUGAAGAGAGAGAAUAAGGCAUAUUCUUUUAAAGAGCAGAUCAUUGAACUGGAACUAAAAGAGGUAUAUAUUUUAUCUGCUUAUUGAAAACGUGUCAGCAUCACACUAGUGACAUCCUCUUGCAGAGUUUACUAUUCAUAUAUUGUGUCUAUUGCUGUAAUCGUUAACUCUUUAUUGCAGGAGAUAAAGAAGAAGAAAGGAAUAAAAGAAGAAUUGCAACUAACAAGCAAACAGAAGGAAAUGGUUCAAGUACAACUGGAGAAAGAGAGCCAGAUACGCAAGAGACUGCUCCAGGUGAGGACUUAAUGGCAUUGACUUGCAAAAGGGGUAUUUACUAAGAUUUGUCACUCGUGUGGAUGUGUACUAAAAUCCUUCUGAAAUAUUUAAAUAGUGAUGAUCUUGCACCACUAUUUGAUAAUGAUCGGUUGGUUUGAAGAUAUCAUUUCCUUUGUUUUUGGACACCCCAUUUCAUAAACGGUGUGUCUCUCCAAAAAAUAAGUUAUUUGUCAAUCUAAAUAUUUUUUAUGCUCUAGAUAGAGCAAAUGUUUUAACAAUAUUUUGGAGUGUCUAGUACUUGGACAGUUAUAUAUUAUUAGUUUUAUGUUGUCUUUAAGCAGUUGUGAAACAUUGCCUUUUGUGUCUUAUUGUCGGAAGUCAUUUAAAAAGUGUUUUCUGAUAAGCCUUCAGAAGAUUUCAGCCCGAUUCUUACUUGUUUUUUGUUUUUAUUUUUCUUCUAGAUGGACAUGGACUUGGAAAACAUUACAAAGCUUUUGUCAUGCAUUAUACAGCAAAGACCAUCUAGUCUAUCUUACCAUAUCCCGACUCUGAUCAGCUGCUUCCUACCACUGUUAAAGUCUCCUUUAGCUGCGCCUCGAAUUCAGGAACUUUAUGUUGCACUCGCUGGAUGUGUUAUGCCAGCUCAUUUGAAAACAUUUGGUAGGCAAUUUUCUUUUCAGUUUGAUUUCUAAUUUAAUGAUUUUAAUGAUUAUCAUUUUUUUAUAUAUAUAUAUUUUCUUUUUAUUAUUUUACCUACAUAUUUAUUUAUUUUUUCCCAGAACUGGCUAAUGCAAUCUCCUUUUGUUUCCAUAGGGUCUUUGGUUGCUCACAUAACCCUCCGUUUGUUAAACCCAGAAUGUAAUAUAGAUGCUGCUUGGUGUGAAGAAGAACUACCAGUGGCUGUUAAGAGAGCCGUGACUCUCUUACAUUCAUACACAGUCCCUAAACGUAAAGAGGAUCCAGGUAAGAAAGAUCUUUCAAGUCAUGUAGCUUUAUCCAUGCAUCACACUGGUUGCAUGAUGAGAAAAUUAAUUUCAACUUUGAAGUUGUCUUUUAGGCUUUUCUACAUUUAAACCCAUUCUGAUAUCAAGAACAUUUUUAAUUUCUUCCUUCCCUGUCCAGAUGUUUCUUCCUUGUCAGCACCAGCAUUCUCCUUUGUCUUCCCACUCAUAAAAAUGGUUCUGAUGGAAACGACCAACGAUUGUGAAGAAAAGGAGGAACUUCUGAUUAAAUCUCUGCAGAUCCUUACCGUACAUUCGCAGCUGAGAUCCUCAAAGAACGAAACUGAACUUCUUGAUGAGGUGAGUGUGAAGCAUGGAGAGACCUGGAAACUUAAUAAAUCAAUAACUAAUAUAAUUUAUUUGUUACACAAGCUGCAAGAUGCACAGCUUUCACAGCACCUUUUUCAAAAUGUUCUUUCUACAGAAUGGGCCAGAGUUGCUUCCUCGCACAGAUAUGCUUCUCCUUCUAACAAGAAUAAUCGGGACAGCUUCCCCAAGAUUACAAGUGCGUGCUGCUCCUUAUUGUAAAAGGGAAUUUAUUAACUUUUGUUUUUUUUCAAGUUUCUAGCUCUGUUUGGAUUACACAAUUCUACCCAUCAUUAUGCUCUUCACAGGUUCUAGCAUCUAACACACUGACAACAUUAUGUACAAGCUGUGGGGGAGGUGAAGGGUGUACCUAUGCCGAACAGGAGGAGAUUGAUGUUUUACUCCAGGCUUUACAGUCCUCCUGCUCAAAUGUGCGGGAUGCCUCUCUACGGGUGAGCCGAUUCUCAUUUCAUUUAGCUUUUUAUUCUUUUUAAUAGUCAUUUUCCUUUCAUUCCUUUGAUGUAAGCCCAUGGUGAUUACAUCUUUUCAUUAUAUUUUACUCCUGUGUGCAGGCUAUUUAACUGAUGUUUGUUUUUGUUAGGGACUGGUGGAGCUUGAGCUGGUUUUACCGACUCCAGACAGUGAUGAGAAGAAUGGGUUGAAGUUGCUGCACAGACUCUGGGUGAUGAAGUUUGAUGUGGAAGAAGAAAUAAAAGCACAAGGUGAAAGGUGAGAAAUCUGUCAUGAUCCUUGUUUUCGAAUGUUGGUUUUACUUCUGAUCACAAAAACCUCUGAUUAGACUUCAUUUAACACAUAUUUAUAUAUUUUUUUCCAAUAAAGAUUUUGGGAGUCCAUGGGCUUGGAGUUACAGCCUGAACUCUGCUCGCUGCUGAUUGAUGAUGUUAUUUAUCACGAGGAAGCAGUGAGACAGGCUGGAGCAGAGGCCUUGUCACAUGCAGUAGAGGAAUAUUGUGAUCAGGCCACUGAGGUCAUGAAGAAACUGAUUGAAUUAUAUCAUGAGAAGCUCUAUGUAAGUCCACAAAAAAAAUUAUUAUAUUAAUUGGCUUCAUCUGCCAUGAGUGAGGUUUUUUCUAAGAUCAUGGAUUUUGUGAGUGAACCCUCUCCAUUAAGAAAAUGAAGGGUUGUGUGCAUGUACAUAAGUGUUCAGGACUAAACAUUGCCUUCGUCUUUUAAGUUUGUGUGCUAAUGGAAGAGAAGCAUUUGGUCAGUGAGUGUAUUCACCACUUGCACAAAAAAUAACUGUAAUUGUAAUCUUUGCACUUUUACAAAACAUCUUUUUCAUAAGUUUCCACUUUUUAUUUCAGCGUCCACCUCCUAUUCUAGAUGCUUUAGGUCGAGUUAUUUCCGAGUCUCCUCCUGAUCAGUUUGAAGCUAGGUAAGUGUUUUUGUUUUGUUUUUACACCAGUGACCUAGUAGGACCUUUCGUUGACAAUUCAAAGUAAAUUAAACCAUAAUUCUUUGAUGUAAUGUGUCUAUUGGUAUUGAGGUAUACUGAGGUUAAGAUCUUUGUUUUCAGGUGUGGCAUAGCUCUGGCACUAAACAAGCUGGCUCAGUAUUUAGACAGCGCUGAGGUCACUCCACUCUUCCAGUUCUUUGUUCCUGAUGCACUUAAUGAUCGAAACCCUGAAGUCAGAAAAUGUAUGUUAGAUGCUGCUUUAUCUGCACUAAAUACACAUGGAAAGGUCAGUAUUAAUGUUCAAAUAUGUAAUCCAUUUGUUGUACAUUUUCUUUAGGCUUUGUGGUGGGAUCAAUGUUGAUCUUCCCUCAAAAUGUGGGUCACCUCAAAAUGCAUACAAUGUUUUUUACAGCCUUAGUCUUCCCAUUCAGGGUAUUAUUAAAUCUUGUGUUGCAGGAGAGUGUAAAUUCCUUAUUACCAGUGUUUGAAGAAUUCUUAAAGAAUGCACCAAAUGAUGCCAAUUAUGAUGCAGUGAGACAAAGUGUCGUCAUUCUUAUGGGAUCGUUGGCAAAACACUUGGAUAAAAGCGAUCCGAAGGUUAAACCAAUUGUUGCCAAACUGAUUGCUGCGCUCUCUACCCCAUCGCAGCAGGUGAGCCUUUUCAAACCUACAAUGCAUAAUGUACAGGUGUAAUUUCCAUUUUAUGAAUGACAUAUCUCAAUAACACUUGCCUGCUUUCUGAAAGGUUCAAGAAUCGGUAGCUGGCUGCCUGCCACCUCUUGUGCCAGCCAUUAAAGAAGAUGCCGGUGGAAUGAUUCAGAAGCUCUUGGCCCUCCUUCUGGAAUCUGAUAAGUACGCAGAACGUAAAGGCGCAGCAUAUGGUUUGGCAGGGCUGGUUAAAGGCUUAGGAAUCCUGUCCCUGAAGCAGCAGGAUAUGAUGACCACGCUUACUGAAGCCAUCCAAGACAAAAAGAAUUUCCGACGCAGGGAGGGUAUGUAGUAUACGUUAUUCACAUUGCUUCAGGCUUGAUUGUGGAUAGAUCUGUACAGCUGUUUCCCUUCUUCCAGGUGCUUUGUUUGCAUUUGAGAUGCUAUGUAACAUGCUCGGAAAGCUUUUUGAGCCCUAUGUGGUCCAUGUCUUACCUCACCUUCUGCUGUGCUUUGGAGAUGGCAAUCAGUAUGUGAGAGAGGUUAGUAGAAUACACAAUGUUCCAGCUUUUCCUCCCACCAGUGUAGCAUUAAAUGGUUAAUUCCAUUGAUAUUUUUCCCAGGCAGCAGAUGAAUGUGCCAAGGCAGUUAUGAGUAAUUUGAGUGCCCACGGAGUGAAGCUUGUUCUUCCAUCAUUGCUGGUAGCUCUAGAAGAGGAAUCUUGGAGAACCAAAGCUGGUAUUUAUAUAUCUGUCCUUUUCAGUAAUGUGUCUUUGCCAGAUUUAGUAUCUACUGCCAUCUGCUCUCUCUGAAUAUGUUUCUUUUUAAUAUGUCAAAGCUAUGAUUCACUGUAGCUGGCUUAUGAUGUUCUUCCCUAAUGAUGGUGCAGUCAUUUUGUUAUUGUAAUGUGUUUCAAACAGGAUCCAUUGAAUUAUUGGGUGCCAUGGCUUACUGUGCCCCGAAACAGCUGUCCUCUUGUCUCCCAAAUAUUGUGCCUAAGCUCACUGAAGUACUGACUGACUCCCAUGUGAAAGUUCAGAAAGCUGGCCAACAGGCGCUACGCCAAAUUGGUGCAGUAAUCCGCAAUCCAGAGAUCUUGGGUGAGUUUUUCAGUUACUAGUUAUAAUAAUGUGACUUUGCUAGAAUCCAUGUGCCACACAAACCCAGGUAAUAAAAGCUGAAUUUCUGUUCUGCCUUUAGCAAUCUCUCCCAUUUUGCUGGAUGCUCUUACGGAUCCAUCAAGAAUGACACAGAAGUGUCUGCAAACGCUGCUGGACACAAAGUUUGUGCAUUUCAUAGAUGCUCCCUCUCUAGCCUUAAUCAUGCCCAUUGUGCAAAGGGCUUUCCAGGACCGGUCCACUGAUACUAGGAAAAUGGCUGCUCAGAUCAUUGGAAACAUGUACUCCCUCACAGACCAGAAGGUAUGAAUAAUAAAAGAAGGUAUAUUCUAUAUAUAUAUAUAUAUAUAUAUAUAUAUAUAUAAAUAUAAUAUAAUAUAAUUUUUUUUUAUCUGUUUUUUUUUUUUUUUUUUUAAACAUUUUGUUACUCAGUAUAAUGGUGGUGUAUAUAAUAUAUAAAUGGAAUCUCAGGAAAGCAGUGUUGAGGAAGUAUACAUUUAAGUUCUGUUUAGAUGCCAUGCACUACAUAUUUGACAUAUCAAACCAAAAUCUCUGGGUAAAGCUUCCUAUGCUGCAGUGGAUUUAAAAUAAAAAAAUAAAUCGGUAAUUUGUGCAGAACAAGUGUUUAUAUUCUGGUUUAUUGGGGACAAAUAGAUGCAUUUGCACAUCUCUUUGAAGGACUUUUUGCUAAGCUGUAGAACUCUCCGAUUUACAUUAUUUGUCAAUUUCCCCAACAUGUUUAUGAUCUUUACGGGGUACUGUUUUAUUUUAAUAAAUAAGAUAUAGAAAUAAAUCACUGACACUAAAAAUGGCCUGUCUUUUGGCAGUGUCUUUUUGUUUUGUUUGUUUGUUUCUGUACAGAGUGAACUGGUUUUGGCAAAAUAUUUACUAUAAAACCCAUUAAUUUAUUCCAGGACCUGGCCCCUUACCUUCCAAGUGUCGUGCCUGGACUUAAAGCUUCACUGACAGACCCUGUUCCUGAAGUAAGAAUCCAAUUUGUGCUGUUAGCUACAUUUCAUUUAUAAGUUAUUAGAUUCCAUAAUUUACCAAUGAAUUACCUUUUUUAAUUUUUUUUAUUUUUUUUUUAAUAGGUGCGGACUGUAUCCGCAAAAGCUCUGGGGGCCAUGGUAAAGGGGACAGGAGAAUCCUGCUUCCAGGACUUAUUGCCAUGGCUUAUGGACACAUUAGCCUCUGACUGUAGCUCUGUGGAUCGGUCUGGUGCUGCUCAAGGUAGAAACAAUUACAUUUUGUUUUGCAUUAAAGUGAAAAGCUAGGAAAAUAAGGUAACCUAUUUCCCUUAAUUCUCUAUCGCUCAGGUCUGUCUGAAGUUAUGGCUGGGUUAGGAGUUGAGAAACUGGAUAAACUCAUGCCAGAAAUUGUAGCAACCGCAAGUAAAGUGGAUAUUGCUCCCAACGUGCGUGACGGUUAUAUUAUGAUGUUCAUUUAUCUGCCAAUCACCUUUGGUGACAAAUUUACUCCUUAUGUUGGACCCAUAAUUCCAUGCAUUCUAAAAGUAAGUGUAUAAAACAGCCUUCAAUUAUUAUCGGACUAAAGUGGAGAGCGCUUUUUCCGAUGUCCAAAGUUAAUUUCUUUCCCUCUUUGCAUGAUUGUAGGCCCUAGCAGAUGAAAAUGAGUUUGUAAGAGAUACAGCACUACGUGCAGGGCAAAGGAUAAUCACCAUGUAUGCAGAGACUGCCAUUGCACUUCUUCUACCACAGCUUGAGCAAGGCCUGUUUGAUGAUCUUUGGAGAAUACGGUAAAGUGCUUGAUUUGGCGCUUAUUAUAAUCCCAUUCUCUAUUGCACCUUAGCAGACGUGAAUGUUGGUAUUAAUUAUUAUGUCUCUCUAUGUGUAGGUUUAGCUCUGUGCAGCUCCUUGGAGAUCUGCUGUUCCAUAUUUCAGGGGUCACUGGUAAAAUGACAACAGAAACAGCUUCUGAAGAUGACAACUUUGGAACUCUACAGUCCACCAAGGUGAAUGCUGCUUUAUAUUUAAUUUCAGAUUUUACUUUGGUUUUAUUUAAAUCUAAGGGUGCCUUACCCUGAAGGGUUAAUUAGUUGCUCUUUAGCGUCAAAAAUAUUUUUUGGCAGCAGGUUUUUUAUAUUGGCUUAAAGAUGUCUGAAAUACAGACAUGAACUGUUCAUCCGGCUUUGUUACGCAGGCAUUUCUGUUAAGGGUGUAAGGGAAAAUGCACCAAUGAUAAUGCAGCAGAUCCUUGAGUUACAUGUAUUUUUGUGUGGGUGUGCAUGAAGGUAUAAUUAAUUACAUGUAUAUAGAACGGGAAAACACUUCGUAGGUAAACUACAGUCUCCAAUAUGGAAUGUGAGUUAUUUCUCCUGCUCAAAAACCUUUUCUGGGAAUGAUUACUUAUUGCAGAUCCACGCUGUUUCUACACCAUGUACGCUUUGUUUCAUUUCACGAACUGAUGGCUCAUGCUUUAGCUCACAGUUAGGCUUGUUGAUUUCUUAAUGGAUACUAAUGUCUCUUUCAACUCCUUGCUGUUUCAGGCGAUCAUAUCUGCUCUGGGGCCUGAGAGAAGGAACAGAGUGUUAGCCGGUCUGUACAUGGGACGCUCAGACACACAGCUCAUGGUGCGACAGGCUUCUCUGCAUGUUUGGAAGAUUGUGGUUUCAAACACUCCUCGCACGCUGAGAGAAAUUCUGCCGACUCUGUUUGCUCUACUUUUGGGCUUCCUGGCCAGCACGUGUUCAGAUAAGAGGAUAGUAAGUGGACUUCCUAAUACUUUCCUUUUUAGUUGUUCUCUGAUGCAGCACUCACUUCUUUUUCUUUUCCUAGAUUGCUGCAAGAACACUUGGAGACCUUGUCAGGAAACUUGGGGAGAAAAUCCUCCCUGAAAUCAUUCCGAUUUUGGAAGAAAGUUUGAGAUCUGAUAAAAGUGAUGAAAGGCAGGGUGUGUGCAUUGGCCUUAGUGAAAUCAUGAAAUCGACAAGUCGAGAUGCGGUACGAUACUGGAAGUGAAACUAUGCAUAUUAAAGCCUACACCUUUUUGGCUAUUUUAUUUCAAUCACCUUGUGUCUUCUAUAUUGAUUUCUUUAUUUAAUUUUUAUUUUGCAGAUUCUCUUUUUCUCCGAGUCUCUUGUUCCCACUGUGAGGAAGGCCCUGUGUGACCCCCUAGAGAAAGUCAGAGAAGCUGCAGCCAAAACCUUUGAACAGCUGCAUUCUACUGUUGGGUACCAGGCUCUUGAAGACAUUCUGCCUUUCCUUCUUCUGCAGCUGGUAAUUACAUUAACAAGUGGGCAAGAAGCUGCCUCUACUGUUUUUUUUGGGGGGGGAAGUGGGAAUUGUUACAUUUGCUAUGUAUGCAAAGUAGGAUUCCAUUCUAAUGUUUAUCUGGAGUAACAAUCCAUAUAUAAUGUAUUUUAUAGGAUUUUUCAAAACAUGGUCUCUUUAUUCUGAAGGUAGCAUUGUCACUUUUAGAGUCUGUUUAUUUGGCUAAGAGAAGCGAAUGGAAUUUUAACUACAAUAAAAGUAGGCAACCUUCUGCACUCUAGGUGUAAUGGACUACAUAUCCCUUAAUUCUCUGACAGCCAUAAAGGGGAGUUGUGUUCAAUAACAUCUGGACUGCCAAAGUUUGCCUACCCCUACCCUAGAUAGUAAACUAUCUAGGGUAGAGGACCGUGACGAAGCUGGACCUUCUUCACCCUUUUUGUCUCUUAACAUCUCUUAAAUAAUCCAUUGAACAAUUGUAAAUGUAUAUUUGUAUGAUAUAUGUAUUUAAUAAGGUUUAAAAAAAAUAAAUAUAUAAAAUAAAGAUUAAAUAUUCAAAAAAAAAUAAUAAUAAUCCAUUGAACAAUUGAUAAGCUUAAAGUAAGAUUGUGGCACUAUAUAAAUAAAAAUAAUAUGCUUGAGUACUGCCAUCUUUUUUAGAGGUCAGUCUUCAGCUCUUCGAGCUCAGUCUACCAACAACCAGUGUUGUAGGUCUAUGGAAUGUCUUAUGAGAAGAUGUGUUUUUCCCCAUAGUCGUCACUAGUGAUGGCUGUUAGGAAAAGAGUUGAAGGUGGAAACUCCAUGAUUGGUUAGCUUUUUUUUUUUUUUUUUUCUCAACCAUGGCAGUGGUACACAAGACAAAGUAGUCCAUACAUCAGCUUCUGGUAGUUUUUCAAUGUGCUGGAGUUUCAUUGAACUCUGUCUAAUGUUUUAUUUAAAAAAAAAAAAUUUGCGCACUAAUUUUAAAAUAUAUAUUUAUUUUUAUUCAAGGUUGUAUUGUAAAACAAUUACAUUGUGUCACAUGUAGUUGGGGCAACAUGCCCGCAGAUGGAUAUCUUCACAUCAGCAAGUGUUAUAUACAGGGUAGACUUAUAACAUGACAUCAACAUACAAGAAGUGAAUGUUACAAGAUUGUUUUUAUCCUAAAUGCCAAAUGUGCCAUACUGCACAAGCCUGACCAUAACAUCUUGUGUCUCCUCCAUUCCCUUCCUGUUGCCAUCCCAUCAUUGCAAUAGUGCUCGAUAUACUAAUCUAAUCCCGUCUAAUUGUCUAGUUACUGUGGUGUUUUUUUUUUUGUCAUGUUCUGUGUGUGCAUUUUCAGUCUCUUCCAUUUGGUUUAGAAACUGACUAGUAGGCAGCGUCUCCCCUAUCCCUCCCUCCCCCCGACCGCACUCAAUGGCCCCCUCCCCGGUACCCCACGUGUUCCCGGGACUUAUAGGAAGAAGCCGCAAUGCCAAGCUGGCUGGGCCCCCUCCACCCCGACCCACUCCCCGAGGGGGUGGAAGCAGAGGUUGGCGGUCAGUGGGAUCGGAAGCAGGAAGCAAGGGAAAGAGGGGGUAGUAGAAGAGAAAGAGAAGGCGAAAAAAAAAAAUCUAGGGGGUACAAAGAAAGAAAGAAAGAAAAGGGGGUAUGUAGAUUUUGGGAGGUAGAGAGAGUGUACAGUAAUAGCGCCCUCAUCAGGGCUGUCACCCCGCUCUGUCUUACUCCCCCCUUGCUGAGCAAGAUAGCAACAUUGGCAGAAUGAGGUAUUCGACAUCUAGUCUCAAUUGUUGCCCUCUGGACUGUUGUUUUGGCUCUUUGGAUAGCCGUUCUGUCCAGUGAUACCAAAGCCCAUGGUAUAGUUGGGCCUUUCCAGCCGACUUGAGAAUGAGCUCCUCAAUCCCUAAUAUCUCCUCCACUUGCUGUAUCUAGUCUAUAGUGGAAGGGGGACCAUCUUCUGUUUCCAGUGGCAGGGUAUAAGGCUGUGUGUCGCAUUGAUCAAGUGAGGUAUCACGGUCUUCUUGUAUCUCAUGAUUGGCAUUGGGGUAGUGUGCAGUAGGUAAGCCUCCGGAGAGAGUAAGUCUAAUAUGACUGCGAUUUAAAAAUUGGCAGUGUUUAGAAGACACAAAUUAUUUUUUUCCCCUGUAGAGACUGCACAUUAGAACAUGUAGUUAGGCACUGAUUGUGCAGAAACUAUUGCUGGCAAUGCCAAAUCAUUAACAGCCACUGCUGGCAGCAAAUGCCAUAAUAUAGUAAGAGUACACCUUGUCUUUUGUCCUUUUAAUCCAACAUAUUUAUCAUUCGCAUAUACGGAUUCCUAAGAAAUGUUCUUUUGGGGUUUUUUUGAUAAUUUUUUUUUUUUUUUUUUAUCAAUAAUUAUAAAAGCAGCUGGAAUAAUUUGCACUUAGUUAGAAGUCACUCAGUCCUAUGGGGAACUGAGCCAACAGAAUACACUUAAAAAGAAAGAGUACUGCACUCAGAAAAUAGAGCUCCUGAUCAUCACAAGGUUGCAAGGUUUUAAUUUAAAGGACCACUCCACACCCAUAAAGCCCUGCAGUUUGCUGACGUUCUUUAUGGGUGAGGAGUAUCCCAUAAUAAUGACCGUUUCUAUUAGAAUAAAGCACUUCUAUAAAUAAUUCAUGGAACCCCUCUGAGGAGUUAAUGGAAGCAGUAACAAAUCCUCCUGUUUGUUUGACAUCCAAGGACGUUUCUGCCAGCUUCCAAUGGCUCCCCUGAGCUAACGGAAGUUGCAGGUGCAUUACUUGAAAUUUGCUUUCCUCCGACCAGCGUCCAGACCUCACAUCAGUAUGCUGCUUGCCCACAUGCACUGAAGAAGCCCUUCUGAUUUUCCCUGAAAACAGACUUUGUCUCUUCUGGAGGAAAAGGGGAGGACUUGCAAACGUGUCAGUUCACAAGAACUGCUGUUUUUGAAACUGUUUUAAGAUGUAUCCCCAAUGAAUACAUGCGCGUAUCUACUAAACAGUUAUUUUAAUAAUUGUUUUCUUAUAUGGACAUUCGAUUGUUCCUUUAGCUUAAUGUUUGCACACUAAAUUCAGGUAACCAAUCGAUCUACAUAUGUCUCCCCAGGAUGAUGAAGAAAUGUCAGAGUUUGCCCUUGAUGGGCUGAAGCAGGUUAUGGCAGUGAAGAGUCGAGUUGUGCUUCCUUAUCUGGUGCCUAAGGUAUGUUUAGUUACGAUUGAGACUGCGCUUUAGUUAGCAGCUGAUGACCUACCUAUCCCAGUAGGGACAUUUCGAUUAUUUCUACCCUGUUUUACCCUUUGCAGCUGAUCAGCCCUCCUGUAAACACCCGUGUUCUGGCCUUCCUUUCAUCAGUAGCUGGGGAUGCUCUGACUAGACACUUGAAUGUUAUCCUUCCCGCUCUCAUGUCUGCUUUGAAAGCACAUUUAGGAACAGAUGAUGAGCAGGCGGUAAGCAAAUGUGACUUUGAUGUGCACUGUUUUCUUAAAUGCGAGUUUGUUAAUCCAGAGGUUUAGACAGAACAAAAAUCACUGCUCUGUACAGUUUUCUCAUUUAAAUUGAACCAGAAUGACCUGUCAUUGUGUAUUUUAUUUUCUACAAAGCCUUGUCUGUUCGAAAGAAAACAGAAUUCUGGGAAUAAAAGAUUCAUAAAAUAGUGGCUACAAUUUACUUUACAAGAAAUCUACCUCUUUGCUGGGCUAAUGCAAAGAAGCAUUUUACUACUUAACUCUUUUUAGGGCAAAGUUAAUACAAACUUUAUUGGCAAGUCCUUAACCCUUUUAUUUUCUUCUACUGAACAUGUGUAAAAAAUAAACUAAUCGUGACAUUGUUCACUGCCUAUUAUCAGCCACAGAUGAUAUUUUAGUGUUUUAGAACUGGUUAUUUAUCAUGUAUUCCUAUAACUAAAAGGUAGUACUAAAGUUCCUUUGGUGCAUUUCCUUAAGGCUGUAAAAUCAACGUGGAAGUUGUAAUUCUGCAGCAUCUUGUGGUGUGCAUUUUGGCCUCAACUGCCUUUUAUAUUUUUCAAAUUUAUUUGCAACUGCGAUUUAUCAGUGUUUAAGUUUGACACACUAUCCCAGUCCAACACCAAGUUGUGCUUAGUGUACUUUACACUCCAAAACCCUUUCUCUUGUGGCACUACACUUUUUUUCUCUGCAAUGGGUUCCUGUUUUUUUACAUUUGCAAAUGUCCAUCUUUGUUGCAGGAGCUGGCAAAUUGCCAGGCUGUCAUCCUGUCCGUGGAAGAUGAUGUCGGUCAGAGAAUUGUGAUUGAGGAUUUGCUGGAGGCCACUCGCAGUCCUGAUGUAGGCAUGCGACAGGCAGCUGCAAUUAUACUGAAUAUGUACUGUGCAAAGACAAAGGCUGAUUACACCCCACACCUAAGGAGCCUGGUUUCUGGACUGCUUCGACUCUUCAACGACAAUAAUAGUGUGGUUCUAAAUGAAAGCUGGGAUGCCCUUAAUUCCAUUACCAAAGUAAGUAUUGUAGUUCAUAGAAGUCCUGCCAUCCCUGGCAUUCAUUUUUACAACCAUCCACUGUGUUUUCUGACAAGGGAUGCUUUGUAUUACUGCUCUCCCCUUCUCAUGCCUGGCACACCCUAUAAUAUGUGUGUAGUAACAAGUCGGUUGUCUGAAGUAGGAUGAAACUAAUAGGACAUUUUAUCCAAGUCUGACACCAUCACGUGAGUGUCAAACUCUGUUUCCUUUCGCCCCGUCUGUGGUAUAAAUGCAUUGGAUCACACAGCAAAUAAGUGACAGAUCUGCCAUUGCUGGUGUUAUUUCCCUUCACAGUGAUUAUAGGUGAACACUACACGAGAUAAGAAAUAUGGCAUGUAACAAAAUCAUGACAAAACUCCCCACAGUGCAAAUACAAAAAUUACUGUAAUGUUCAUAUCUCAAGCUGGACUUUGAAAAAUCCUUAUUGAGCAAAUUAACUUGAGAAAUCACGUUUCCACAACUACCCCAGAGUUCACAGCUUGACAUGCAAAUGAGCUCAGGCAGGUUAAGGGUGUCUGCAGAAGUCCAGUAUGAAGUCUGGGUUAGUUGUGGAUUUCUCAAGUUCCUAUGCUCAAGAAGGACUUGGCAAAAUCCAGUGUGAAAUAUGCAGUGAUGCAUAAUAGUAUGUGUGUGUGUGUACAUUAGCAGAUGCAUGCGCACGUAAUGCAGAAUUUUGCUCUACUGCUCUUUUUAAACUAUAGCACCUAAAAUUGUAAAUACAACAUUGCAAAAAUAAAUGAAACUGUAUAACUAAUGAAACAUAUGAAAACAGAAUCUAAAGCCUGAUCUAAAUGCAACAUUUUCCUUGCUCCUCUGAGUGCUUUCAGUUGCGCUGUUGUAUGUGUGAUUAAUUGAUCACAACUGUUAGAAUAUUGAGAGGUAUAUACAAGUACAUUUGGUGCUUGGAUUGAGGGUUCCGUGCUGAUGUAAGGCAGCUAGGUCUGUUUACAUAAUUUAUUAAUAGCUGCUGUAAUAUUUAUUUUUUUUAAAUGUUUUUUUCAAUUCAAGUCGUUAAAAAAUUGGAAAGUAUGGUUUGUAACUGAAAUUCUAUGUUUGUGUAGAAACUGGAUGCUGGAAGCCAGUUGAUGUUGAUUGAUGACUUGCACAGAGAUAUCCGUAUGGUGGGGAAUGACGCGAAAGGAGAGCAUGUUCCCGGGUUCUGUAUUCCAAAGAAGGUAAUUAAAUAACACACAGUGCCCCACAAAUCCUAGGCUCAUAAGUUCAACCCAACAAUGGGAUCUGGUUUUUAGAAUUCUUUCUUUCUCUCUGUUCAAUUAGUGGCUGAUGGAACAGCUGCUCCAGACCCAAAACACACAAGAUGCUCAUGAGAGGACAGUUGGGGGGAAAAACCAAAACAUUUUAGCAUCUCAUAAACUUAAAAAAAUGCAUGCAGUGGUAGUGCUAGAAUGUGAAUUUAAAAUGUAGUGUGCUGCUUUACAGCUUCCUGCAGUGUUUAAGGUGCUUCACCAUUGUGCUGUCUUAGUAUUUGCACCCACAAUCAAAAUGAAUUCCCCUGCUCGCAAACUCCCACUACAUUGUGGCCGCAAUGAUUAUAGUGCACAUCAGCGUCAAAUACAUAUAAUAGAGAAAAAAAAAAUGUAAAAAGCUUUAUGUGCACUAUCCCAAAUCCGUAUGCACAUUUAAAUAACUGGAGAUUUUUAGUAUGGCCACUAAAGUCAAGGCAAAACUCAACAGGUGAGUCCUACGCGAACAAUUCACCUGAGACAGAGAGAGGUGUUUUUCUGAACCCCUUAACACUUAGCACUGUAACAUAGCUGUGUAAUGCCAAAAGCAAAUCCAAACAUACAGAAUUAAGCCCUGCUUUCAAAUUCCCACUACUCCUGGGCAGCAGGAGUGCUACUCAUACCAUUCAAGUCAUAUUCUCCCCAACUUGCAGCCAUUUUGGAGGAGCUCACAUGUUCACAGCUUCAACGCAAUGUUACAUUUUCUAUUCAUAUUUACUAUUUAGAAAUUAUCUAAAUUUUUAUUUCUUUAUUUUGUUAGUAUUUUAAUAUCUUAUUAUUGUUACGGAACACUCUAUGCAACAUAACCAAUACAGCCAACUAUUCGUGUAGUAUCUCUAGUGCCAGAGUGUUUGGUGCCCUCCCACAGUAAUUAGUCAAACUGUUUGACAACGUACCUGGGUCCUAACAGACUCUUUGGGCAAUUAAUGCGACCCUGUAUGGCCACGCUUCACUCAGCCACAGGACCCAGGUAAGUUUCAUGGGUGCAGCAGGACCCAGGAAGUUGGCAAACCAUUCUUAAACAGUUUGGCUACUAAUGCUGGGAGGGCACAGGGUACUUGGCAAACAUAGAGCUGUAGAGGUUAUGGUCUUUGGAGUGGUCCUUUAAUAAUUUAUUUAAAUAAAAAUGGAAAUUAGAAACUUAGCUGGUUGGUUUAAGUUCAUCUGCUAAAUUUACGUUUGGUUAUAUUCUGUAACAUUUUUAAAACUAACCCAUGAACAAUUAAAAUUUUGCCUUUCAAGAAAGUUUUUUUUUUUUUUUUUUUCUUCAAAUCCUGGAACAAUCUCCAAUCAUGGAGGGACACUUUAACAAACUUGUGUUUUAAGUGCUGUGUUGAACUUCCAUUAUAGGGGGUGACCUCCAUUUUGCCAGUACUGAGGGAAGGAGUACUUACAGGAAGUCCGGAACAGAAAGAAGAGGCAGCUAAAGCUUUAGGUCUGGUGAUUCAGUUAACGUCUGCCGAAGCUUUAAAGCCUUCAGUAAUUAAUAUCACAGGACCUUUAAUCCGUAUACUGGGAGACCGCUUCAAUUGGACUGUGAAAGUGGCCCUGCUUGAAACCCUGAGCCUCCUCCUAGGAAAGGUAAAGUGAGACAUGCACACAGCAGCCUGGUAAAUACUGGUAUUCUUGAAUGUUUUUCAUAUAUGUGAAUCAAUAUGGUGACGAUUAACAAGCAGCGUGUUAAGGACUGUGUCACAGCCACCAUUCAUUAGAAUUGAAUCUGCUUGCUCAUUAUAAGAAGUGUAAUGCUGUACAGGAUAGACCGGGGAAGAGCAAAAAGGAAAGAUGUAAUUCCUCUUAUACAGUCACAAAAUCACUGGGUAAAUACAAUACAAAUACAAUGGGUCAAAAGAUAUGCGGCUACAUCUUUUUUUUAUGCAUAUAGAGGAACAUAUGUUGUUGUAGUUGCUGCUAAUAAUGUGACUAGGUGCUUUAAUAUCCUGUAUUAUUUUAUGUGCAGUGAAAAUACUACUUUUUUAUGGCUAUUAUAUCCAAACUUAUAUAAUUUUUUUGUUUUGUUUACUAUCUGUUGAUUUAUUUCAAACAUUUAGCCUGAUUUGUUUUUGUUUUUAUACCCCCACUUCAGGUUCAUAUUGCUUUAAAACCUUUCCUUCCACAACUACAAACCACAUUUACAAAAGCCCUGCAGGAUUCUAACCGUGCUGUACGUUUAAAGGCAGCCGAUGCCUUGGGUAAACUCAUCGUUAUCCACACUAAAGUUGACCCACUCUUCACAGAAUUGCUGAACAAUAUCCGCACGUGCGAAGAUUCUGGAGUCAGGUACUUUUUAGUUCUGUCCCACCAACCAAAGUACCUACUGAUCUUUUUAAAUAACUUGCCGUUACCCAUAUAAUGAUUGCUGUGUACACUUGCAGGGAAACCAUGCUUCAAGCUGUUAGAUUCCUUAUUCAGGGUGGAGGAGGAAAGAUGGACGCAACAAUCCGGAAGAAUUUUGUCACGUUGUUGAUUCAGAUGCUGGGACAUGAUGAGGUAUUUCUUUGUGAUUACUGUAUAUACUCUCGUAUAAGUCGAGACCCCUAAUUUUACCCCCCAAAACUGGGAAAACUUAUUGACUCGAGUAUAAGACUAGGGUGGGAAAUGCAGCAGCUACUGGUAAAUUUCUAAAUAAAAUUAGAUCCCAAAAAAAUUACAUUAAUUGAAUAUUUAUUUUGUAUAUAUAAUGAAUAUCGCGUUUGUGUGUGUGUAUAAAUGCAGUGUGUGUGUGAAUGAAGUGUGUGUAACCUUGGUGGGGGGGUAGGCAUUUUUAUUAUUUUUUUUAAUAUUAUUAUUUUAAUUUUUUUUUUUUUUUUUUUUUUUUUUUUUUUUUUUUUUUUUAUUUUAAUUUUUUUUAAAUUAUAUUAUUAUUUAAAUUUGUAUUUAUAUUUUUUGUCCCCCCGCCCUGCUUGAUACAUGGCCAGGGAGGGGGCUCUCAUUCCCUGGUGGUCCAGUGGCAUAGGCUGUGUAGGAGGGGGCUGGCAGAGAGCUGUUACUUACCUUUCCUGCAGCUCCUGUCAGCUACCUUCACCUUCGUGCCAGUCAGCUCCCUUCUCCUCCACUGUAAGUCUUGCAGUCUGAGUGCCACGCGGAGCAUUGCCACGGGUUACCUCUUACCCCACGGCUCUCGCGAGACUUACAGUGGAGGAGAAGGGAGCUGACCGGCACGGAGGUGAAGGGAGCUGAUAGGAGCUGCAGGAAAGGUAAGUAAAUGCUUCCUGCCAGCCCCCAACAGGACCGCCGGGCUUGUAAUGAGCCCGGCGGUCCUGGUCGGUAUUAUGGCAAUGUAAGUUGCCGUAAUACAGAUAGUGACUCGAGUAUAAGACGAGUGGGUUUUUUUCAGCACAAAAAAUGUGCCGAAAAACUCGUCUUAUACUCGAGUAUAUACGGUACUUGGUUUGCUCUUUAGGUCUAGGGGACUCUUAUGGAAAUAACAUUUGAACAACACAAACACAAUGAAGACAUGGAAUUCCAGUUAACAUGGGUUUCCUUGGGCACAGAGGAACAUCUGCAUCUUUUACAUAGCUGGGAGUAUCUAUUUCUGUUCUUAGCACCUUGGAUGCAGGGAGCUAACCAGUUUAGGUGUGAUCCUGGUUUGCCAGUGGCAUUAGAAAAGACUCUUAAAAUCAUUUUUCACCUAGUACUUUUCAAAGGGAGUUUAAAAAUGCUGAAGUGAUUCCAUGAUAACCAACUUCACAUAGUCAGACCUUCAACUGAUAGUUACUAAUAAUUUGCCACUGGCUGGUUAAAUUUAAAAAAAAUGUUUUUUUUUUUUUGUUUUGUUUUUUUAUUCUUUAUUUUUGAAUGGGCAAUUAGUUGGAGAGACAGAUAACAUACAUUUCAUUUUGUACAUCAGGCGUUAAAGAGACAAAAAGUAUAUCUAUGACAUAUUGUGCACAGUGUUGCAAAUACUUUGUGUAAACAGUUAACAUAAGAUGCUAAAAAAUAAACUUCCUUUUUAAAAAUAAUCCGGUAACAGCCGCCAUCGACACUCCAAAAGCCUGUUUCCAUUCACACAGUUUUACUAAUGUUGGGUGUUCACGUUUUUAGCAUUUACAUUCCCCCCCCCCCACACUUUGUUUCUUUCAGGAUGCUACACGCAUGGCUUCUGCUGGCUGCCUUGGGGAACUCUGUGCCUGUCUUCCUGAAGAAGAACUCAAUGCACUCCUAGAGCUGCAUCUGCUGGGUCUGUCUUAUCAAUUAAUUCUAUUUAUUUUGUGUGUUACUUGUUCAUCUUUAAAGGUAGCCUGACAUUUUACUAGUUAUGAAAAUGUAUUUGAAAUUAAGGGAUUAAGGUUUUUUACUAUAUUGUAAUCUAUAGAAUACCCCCCUUUUUUUUUUUUUUUACAUAGUAGUAUAGGCAGAUAAUGUUUAUUUAUGAGUCAAGCUAUAAAUAUGCAUCUUUCCAUGGAUGAACAGGGUUGGUCAAAAUUCAGAGUGCUGUUUGAGGAGUCAAUAUCUUUUUAUUUUUUAUUAAUGAACCAAUUUCAAUGAUAUUGCAUACCAUGAGUGUGUAACGUAAGGAGAUUUAGUUUGACUAGAUACAGAAGAGUAUCUUUUAACGGAGCUCUAUCUGCCACUUUGAAAAGUCAGGCUCUUUUGAUUAAAUUGUUCAUAACCUCAGUUAAGGUUUGAGGCUCUAGCACUUGAAUUUCUGCACGGAUACUCUCCUUGAGCUGCUCAAGUGUACGCAGUUUGUUCGCGUUCACCUGCUCCUUCAGAUUUCUCCACAGGAAGUAUUCAGGAGCUGAAACGGGCGAACGUGGCGGACAGUUAAUCUGUGAAUUUCUUGAAAUUAUCCGCUCGCUGAACAGUUGUCAUUUUGAAAAUAAAAUUCCACUAUUUUUACUUGUUGUUCCCUUGUGAAAUGAUAAUGCUCCCAAGAUUCGGUUAUAAUCUGUACCUGCAAUAAAAAAAAAAAUAGAACUACUAACAAAUAAGUUAUUUACCUGUCAAAUCCUACUCUGAAUUUUUGUCCAUCCUGUAUUUAAUCAGUACAUGUCUUAGUUAAAACAUGAAAUGCCACUAUAAUUCCUUUAUUAAUAAUUAAGAAUAAAUUCAAUUUAUGUGUUUGACUUACAGAAAGUUCAGUAGUGUUCCUUUACUGGUCUGUUUAUAUGCUUUCGUAAAGUGAUGUAUUUUAAUGCUUUCUUAAACAGUUGAAACGUAGGAAAAGCUUAAUGAACUGGAGGGGGGAUAGGAAUUCCAAAAUAAAAGGGCAACCUUAGCGAUGUCUUCAAAACAGGAUUUGACGGUGCGGGUGGGUACAGAGUGAAGGUGUAUGCCAUCGGCAGAGCAGAGUGGUUGGAAUGAGAUAUUUAUCAGGGUGGAUAUGUAGGUUGUACUUUAUAGGUAAUGGAUUUUGAAUUGAUUUCAAGAAUGUUUCAGUCUACAAUAUGACCUUUUCAGCGUCACUCUAUAGUAGAAAAGUUAAGGAGUAUACUUUUCUUUAUAGUGAGUGUUGGUAGAUACAUACACUAUAAAGGCAUUCUCUCUCUUCUUCUGUUUAAAUGUUUUGCUAUUGAUAGUUUUCUUUGUAUUAGUCUAUUGGAUUAAUGUUCUUGCUGUUUAUCAUUCACAGCUGAUUUUACCGGAAUCGACUGGAUGGUCAGGCAUGGGAGAAGCUUGGCACUCUCGGUAGCUAUAAAUGUGGCCUCCUCCAAGUUCUGCACUCCCAAGUUUUCCAGUAAUCUUGAGUCUGUGGUAAUCAGCCAUGCUACAGCAGACAGGGUAAGAUUCAAAACUGCGUGGCUGGGAAUGUCAAAUUAAUUUGUAAGGGCUUUUUUUUACAUAUUUCACAGUUUAAUCUCUUACAAUGUUUAAAUUACACAAUGUUUAAUUUACUCUAGUACUUCAUUGUUAAUAGGGUGUGUGUUCUAGAGGAAAAAACCAUGUUCAUUGCUAAUGAAAUAAUGUUCCGCAGAUCCCAAUAGCUAUGAGUGGCAUAAGAGCGCUGGGAUAUCUGAUGAAAUAUUACAUUGAGGCAGAAGGUGGGACUCUACCUCCAAAACUGACAACUCUCCUUAUAAAGGUAGGCGUGAAAACUGUUUAUAUCUGGCACCUGUAGUUCAUUUAGCAUUGUUGGAUUAAAUUCUUUAUAAUGGCACCAUAACCUCUUCAGUGGGCUAUAGUGAUUCUGAGAAUUGAAGUGUUCCUUUAAAUUAUCAUUAUUAUGUAUCUAAUGUUUUCCUAUUCUGAAUUCCUGACAGUGUCUCCAGAAUCCGUCAAGUGAUAUCAAACUUGUGGCUGAGAAGAUGAUCUGGUGGGCAAACAAAGAUCAUUUGCCACCAAUGGACCCACAGACCAUCAAACCACUACUUAAGGCGCUUUUAGACAAUACAAAGGACAAAAAUACAAGUGUUCGAGCGUACAGUGAUCAGGCUAUAGUGAACCUUUUAAAAAUGAGGACAAACAAUGACCUCUUUCAGGUAUGUGUAUAGGACAUGAGGAACCUAUGUUGUAGCGCAUAUCCGCAUUUCACGUGAACAGACAGGGAAUGUGGGCUGUCAUGUAAAUAUGAUCUGGUAGCAUAGAUAAAAUGCAUUUAAAUAAAAUAUUAGGUAAUAUGUAUGAGCGGUUACAAGCAAGUAUGUGACCGCUGCACUAGACUUCCAGUUUACCAAGGAUCCACCAAGAUUAAUCGGUUAAAAAUUAUAUAAUUUCAUAUUUGGGCCAAUGAAAGGGUCAUAGAGAACAUUGCCUUUAAUUUGAAUUAUAAAUAUGUCUGCAUCUAUUGGCUUGUUUUAUUAUGUUAUUAGUUUUCUCUUUGGCUCCAUCAUACACCACUAAUAUAGUUUUAUCUUGUGCUCUCAGAGUAUUAUGAAGAUACUGGAUGCGGCUAGUAUAGAAAUGUUGAAUGAAAGCUGCCGUCGCUCUUUAAAGAAGCUUGCAUCUCAGGCUGAUUCCAGCGAACAGAUUGAUGAAACUAUUUUGACGUGAUAAGGAACCUUUGCUGACAAUUCACCUCUGAUCAUCGAUGGUUUUUGCUUUUGAAAAUGCACUAAUUGGGUAGUGCAUUACAGUCUGAAAGAUAUUGGUUUUUUUGGGUUUUAAAUUAAAAAAAAAAAUCUGUUAGUCAAUUUCUAUAAAUCUUGCUCAGAAACACCUAAAACGUUUCUUCUGUGUAUCAUGAGUUAUUUUUUUUUUCUCUCCAAAUUCACAUACCAAGUAAAAUAUCUUUUAAAGGAAAAUGAAUGAUAUACUAAAAACAAGCUGCUUAUGAUCAACAAUUCAACAAUAAAAAAACAACAACCCUACCAACUCAAUUACACAUGGUUUGCAGGUUCAUGAUUUGAAUAUACAUAUACAGGACAUGUUUGUGUUGAAUUUUACAAAAGUACAAACCAUUUCUUUUUCACUGCAGCGGUAAAAAGUAUUCGGUAAAAAUUACUUCUACGUUCUAAAGGUAAUGUGUUCAAGAAAGUAAACAAAAACCCUAAAAAAAAAA